ACCAGACUAUUUCUUUAAUUUAAAACGAAAGGUCUUACUUCUAUUCUCGUCUUUGGUCUCUCUCUCAAUCCAACACUGACUGCACUCCUCUGUCUGUGGGUGUUUCGAUUUGCUGCGAUUCUCUGUUGGGAAAAGUCUAGUGGUUAUCAUUGCAUCUAUCAACUUGAAGAAAGAACAAUUUAUUGUCAACACACCUCUCUCAUCAUAGACAGCUUGAACUCUCUAUUGUGCUUGGAGUGAACACAUCUCUGGUUUUGUUGGCUGAAGUUUAUCAUUCAGAAUCUUUUGUCAUUCUUUUAUACACAGAUAGAAUUAUAAGUCAGCCGGAAAGGAAUGUUGGAGGAGUAAUAGAUGGGGAACUUGUUGGUGAAGAAACCCAAGAUCACCGAAGUUGAUAGAGCUAUUCUCUCUCUGAAGACCCAGAGACGCAAACUUGCUCAGUACCAACAACAGCUGGAGGCUGUAAUUGAAGCAGAAAAGCAAGCUGCAUGGGACUUGAUUCGUGAAAAGAAAAAGCAAAGAGCAUUGUUAGCAUUAAAGAAGAAAAAGGCACAAGAAGAAUUAUUAAAGCAAGUAGAUACCUGGCUUAUUAAUGUUGAGCAACAGUUGCAAGAUAUUGAACUAACAAGCAAGCAGAAAACUGUAUUUGAGAGUUUGAAGGCCGGUAAUAAUGCAAUUAAAGCUAUACAAAGUGAGAUCAACCUUGAGGAUGUUCAAAAGCUAAUGGAUGAUACUGAUGAAGCGAAAGCUUACCAAGAUGAAAUUAAUGCAAUCUUGGGGGAGAAAUUGUCAACAGAAGAUGAAGAUGAAAUUUUAGCAGAAUUUGAGAACUUGGAAGCUCAGAUCACUGUUCAAGAUCUGCCUGAAGCACCUUCUUCGGAACCAUCCCUUGAAGAAGAUGAGAAGUUGGACCUUCCAAAUGUACCAACCAAAGCGCCAGUUUCUGCCAAAACUAAAGUUACGGAGGAACCGCUGUUGGCUUGAUCAACUCAUAACAGUUACAUGUAGCUUGCCAUUCCUCAAACUUUUACAAAUUUCAGUUUUAUCAUCCCUUCUGCGAAGUGCAAACCAUGGUGCGUGUAUAUAACUAUUUAUGGAUUAUAAUUCUGUCAAGUUUGAUU
Molecule: messenger RNA, 1121 nt
Organism: Fragaria vesca subsp. vesca
Lineage: Eukaryota; Viridiplantae; Streptophyta; Magnoliopsida; Rosales; Rosaceae
Product: vacuolar protein sorting-associated protein 20 homolog 2-like
Exons: 2
Coding region: 352-984 (210 amino acids)
Biological process (GO): late endosome to vacuole transport via multivesicular body sorting pathway; vesicle budding from membrane
Cellular component (GO): multivesicular body; ESCRT III complex
Source: RefSeq, a predicted model, not a curated record